Messenger RNA from Phytophthora sojae, 672 nucleotides. RefSeq lists its product as hypothetical. The transcript has a single exon. NCBI's taxonomy places the organism in Eukaryota, Oomycota, Peronosporomycetes, Peronosporales, Peronosporaceae. Bases 1 to 672 code for a protein of 223 amino acids. The record is from RefSeq and is a predicted model, not a curated record.
AUGCGGAAGCGUUUUGUCUUGGUAUUGAUCAUUAUCUUUUCAAGCUGCGCAGCCCCCGUCGAGGCGACAUCAGCGGAUCAUUCCAUCACUAGCGACCUCAACGAAGGCACAGGGAAACGAUUUCUCCGACUGGAAAGCGCAUUAGCGGCUUCGAACAGUGUCCCCAUCGAAUUUUUGGCUGACACUUCAUCGAUGGCCAGUGGUGGUUUGUCCACAUCCGCUGAAGGUGAGGAGCGAGCAGUCAAGAUCCCCAGCGCUCUGACAGGUUUGAUCAAGAACAAGGACCUCGCCGGCGUAGUGAAGAGUCUAACGCAGAGCAACAAGAACAAGGUGACCCCAGCCAAGCUACGCGUGAAAAUGCUGGAAAAACUUCCCCUUGAUCUCCAGGCAAAGCUCGUUUUCGCCAAAAUGCCGAAGAAGGCGCAGGUAAACCUCGCGUCGAAGGUGGCGACCCACCAGAAGCGAUACCCGAUCAAGGUCCCCGUCGUGUCUACAUGUAGUGUCAGCACUCGGGUGGAACUGUACUAUUUGCUCUUCUACAAUGUCCCCCCGACGGAAGUUUUCAAGAAGCUGGGGCUGCGAGGUCACUUCGGGUUGAACCUACAUAAGCACCCCUACUACAAGGACUACAAGUGGUACACGCUCAAGUGGAUCGACCAGCAAAUAAUUUAA